Messenger RNA from Fusarium mangiferae, 825 nucleotides. RefSeq lists its product as uncharacterized. NCBI's taxonomy places the organism in Eukaryota, Fungi, Ascomycota, Sordariomycetes, Hypocreales, Nectriaceae. Gene Ontology annotation, molecular function: delta(3)-delta(2)-enoyl-CoA isomerase activity; enoyl-CoA hydratase activity. The record is from RefSeq and is a predicted model, not a curated record. The transcript has 2 exons. Gene Ontology annotation, biological process: fatty acid beta-oxidation. Bases 1 to 825 code for a protein of 274 amino acids. Gene Ontology annotation, cellular component: peroxisome.
AUGUCUACUCUCUUCACACUCCCCAUCGCAAAGUGCGGCGCCCAUCCCGGCGGAACCCUCACAUGCACAGAGCCCUCACCGAGAGUCUACCUUCUCACCCUCCUCUCACCACCCGACAACCGUCUUACAACACCCGUUCUCAAAGCCUUUCUCAACGCCCUGGACAUCAUUGAGUUUGGUUAUCCUCACGGUGUUGUGGCGACUACUUCUGGAAUCCCAAAAUUUUAUAGUAACGGUCUUGAUCUUGAGCAUGCUGUUGCGACAGAGGGUUUCUGGCCUUUGCUAUAUGAUGUCUGGGCUCGUUUCUUGACAUACCCUAUGCCCACAGUGGCUCUCAUGAACGGCCACGCUUUCGCAGGCGGUCUCAUGCUCGCCACAGCCCAAGACUACCGCCUCGCGCCAACUCCACGAGGUUUCCUCUGUCUCAACGAGCUUGUCUUCGGCGCACCCCUCAAACCCGCCAUGUCAGCUCUCUUUCGCAUCAAGUACUCCCACUCAACCUACCGAAGCCUCGUCCUCGAAGCCAAGCGCUUCACAGGCGAGGAUGCCCUUGCUGCUGGUAUCGCCGAUGCUCUUGCGCCCAAGGGCCUUGAGGAUCUGCUCAACUUUAUCAAGGAGAAGGAGCUUAUUGAUAAGAGCAAGUCUGGUGUUUACGGCGUGUUGAAAAUGGAGAUGUACGCUGGUUUGGUCGAGUUUAUGAGAGGGCCUGCUAUGGAGGCGCACGAGCAGAGAUUUGAGGAGGCGCAGAGUAGGGAGGGUGAGAGGAAGGAGUUUGGAAAGGUUUGGUAUGAGCAGUGGUUGAAGGAUGCUAAGGCUAAGCUGUAG